Molecule: messenger RNA, 1438 nt
Organism: Spirometra erinaceieuropaei
Lineage: Eukaryota; Metazoa; Platyhelminthes; Cestoda; Diphyllobothriidea; Diphyllobothriidae
Source: the annotation of a GenBank genome assembly
AUGUUCACUGCCAUGUUAAUGGACGCUUAUCGUAACGAGCGUCCUAGGAUCGGCCUCACCUACAGGACGUACGGUCAACUCUUCAACAAGCGACCGAUGCACUUCCAGCCGCGUGUAUCCACAACUUCCGUCCAUGAACUUCUCUUCGCCAACAACUGCUCUCUCAAUGCCCCCUCCGUAAGAGACGUGCAAAAGAGCAUGGAUUUCUUCAUCGCCGCCUGCGACAACUUCGGCCCAAUCAUCAACACGGAGAAGAUGGUGGUCAUGCAUUAACCGCUACACGACUCUGCCUACGUCGCACCCCAAAUCGACAUGAACGGUGUCCAACUGAAAGUCAUGGGAAACGUCGCCUACCUGGGCAGCACCCUCAGCCUCAACAUUAAGAUCGACGAUGAUGUGCCCCGCCAGAUUUCCAAAGCCAGUCUAGCUUUCGGCCGUCUGCGAAAUACAGUUUGAAAUCGACACGGUCUCCACCUCAGCACCAAACUAAAGAUGCACGAAACGGUCAUACUGCCGACGUUGCUGUAUGAAGGGGAGACCUGGACGGUGUACAAGAAGCAAGCAUGAAGAUGCGGACAAUUCCACCUCAGCUUUCAUCUACGGAUAUUGAAGCUGAGGUGGCAGGAUUGGAUCCCCGACAUUUACGUACUGGAGCGGACAGGAAUCCUCAGAAUCUACGCCAUGCCGAGACAACUGUAACUGUGCUGAAGCGGCUACUUCGUGCGGAUGGACGACGAGCGGUUACUCAAAUGACUUUUCGAUGGAGAGGUUGUCACAGAUUCUCGCCAACAAGGAGGCUAAGUCCGUCGAUACAAGGACACUCUAAGGAUUUCACUGAAACGUCCGCAGAUCAACCCGGCCAACUGGGGAGAUCCCGCCCGACGAGGUGGGUAGGGAAGACUGAUGCAGCGAUUUGCGGAGCCAACCGCUUCACGGCCGUUUAAGCCAAAAGUGAGGCUCGCAAAUCUCAAUUGCACCCACCUCUCAGAGCCAACGCUUGACUGUCCCCAACCCUCCUGUAUUGUCAACGGACGUUCCUGGCACCAAUUGGAUUUAUUGGACACCUUUGUAUCAACUUCAGCACCCGGUCGGCACCACCCGAUAUCCCCGGUCCAUAUUUGCCUUGCCCCCCACGUCGGCAAUCAGCGCUGACCGCUUUCUUUCACCCUCACUACCAUCCUCAUCCUCCAUUGCCUCCACGUCCGCAGUGGCGGUUCCUGUACCCACCAUCACUGCACACGAUUCUGACGCACCAACAAACUUUAACCUCCUCACCGUCGAUGUCGGCGAUGUGGACUCGGUUCAUACCUGUCCUCAUUGCAAAUCCAUCGCACAGAGACUGACGAACCAGUGCUUGGAGCUCCAGCAUACACCAGACGCAUCCGCCUCAACUGCCCUCCCUGCACCCGCACAUACACCCACCGCAAGAACCUGUUAG